AUGCUCAGACAAAUCACCCCACGCAAUGCGCGCUCCAAGCGUGCCCUCGAGAAGCGCGCACCCAAGAACGACGAGAACCCCAAGACCUGUCUGUUCCUGCGCGGCACGUCAGCUUCCCAGAUCGUGCAGGACUGCCUGACGGACCUGCACGCCAUGCGCGCACCGCUCGCCAAGAAGUUCACCAAGAAGAACGACGUGCACCCGUUUGAGGACCCGGCCAGCCUCGAGUUCUUCUCGCGCAAAAACGACGCCAGCCUGCUGCUCUUUGGCAGCAGCAGCAAGAAGCGCCGCCACUGCCUGACGCUGUGCCGCACCUUUGACUACCAGAUGCUCGACAUGUUGGAGCUGUACGUGGACGAAACGACGGUGACGCGCAUCGGCCAGUUUGCCGGCGAGGACGGCAAGAAGCGGACGUUCCCCGUGGGCGCGCGGCCGAUGCUGUUGUUUGCGGGCACGCCCUUUUACGAGGGCGGCGACGGCAUCGAGGGCGGCCGCCGCGACGGGCAGGGCGGCGUGGCACCGCACGUGGCGGGCGCGACGUCGGACACGGGCCGCAAGUACGCGCUGGCCAAGAGCCUACUGACGGACUUUUUCCGCGGCGACAGCUCGCCCGACAAGAUUGACGUCGAGGGUUUGUCGCACAUUAUCGUGUGCACCGCUCCCGAGGGCAAAGAGGGCAAAGAGGGCGCCCAAGGCGCGGAAGGUGCUGCCGGCACGGACGCCGUGGCCCUGCCCCUGCUGCACCUGCGCGUGUAUGCCCUGCGCACCAAGCGCAGCGGCCAGCGGCUGCCGCGCAUCGAGGUCGAGGAGAUUGGUCCCCGGCUGGACAUGCGUCUGGGCCGGUUCAAGGAGCCGGACACGGAGAUGCAGAAGCAGGCGAUGCGCAAGCCCAAGACGACGGAGGCGCGCACCAAGAAGAACAUUGAGACCGACGGCAUGGGCGACAAGGUGGGCCGUGUGCACCCGGGCAAGCAGGACAUGAGCGAGCUGCAGACGCGCAAGAUGAAGGGCCUGAAGCGGCAGCGCGGCGAGGCGGAGGGUGCGGCGGGCGAUGACGAUGACGACGAUGCCGACCGGGCUGUGAUUGAGGAUGCCGGCGAGUUCACGGGUGUCACGGGCGUUGUCGAGCUCAAGAACGACUUCUCCAAGAAGAAGGCGAGACGGUCAUAG
Molecule: messenger RNA, 1170 nt
Organism: Sporothrix schenckii 1099-18
Lineage: Eukaryota; Fungi; Ascomycota; Sordariomycetes; Ophiostomatales; Ophiostomataceae
Product: ribosome production factor 2
Exons: 1
Coding region: 1-1170 (389 amino acids)
Biological process (GO): maturation of LSU-rRNA from tricistronic rRNA transcript (SSU-rRNA, 5.8S rRNA, LSU-rRNA); ribosomal large subunit assembly
Cellular component (GO): nucleolus
Molecular function (GO): rRNA binding
Source: RefSeq, a predicted model, not a curated record